Messenger RNA from Paramecium primaurelia, 212 nucleotides. NCBI's taxonomy places the organism in Eukaryota, Ciliophora, Oligohymenophorea, Peniculida, Parameciidae. The record is from the annotation of a GenBank genome assembly.
AUGAAAGGUUUUGGUAAUUGUAAGACAGUUUAUCCAUGUAAUCCAUUUGUUGAUUAUCCUUAUAUUUAAGUAGAGUAGAGUUUUGUUGGAGUAUAUACUCUUUUUGGAAAGUAUAUAAAGACAGGUAUAAACAUUAUAAUAAUAAGUGUAACCUGGAUUGAUAUACAUAAAUCCUUGUACUGAUACAAUAUAGAAAGUAGAUUGAAAAGUUU